UCAAAAUCAAAUCCAAUUUAAUUUCGAUAGUAAUUAAUAUAUUCUUAUUAUUAUAUUCCAAAAAAAAUAAAGACAUAACAUAUAUAUAUUUCCACCUCUUCAUUUGGCCGGCACAAGAGGUGCGUGAGUUGGGGUUUUCCUUGAUUCUUGAAAAAUACAAAAAGGAAGCAACUUGUGAUGUGGGUCUGAUUUGUUUUCAAGUUUUUUUGAGAUGGGUAUAAUCAGUACUAUAUUGGGUUUUUCUGGAUUUGGAAUUGGUGUUUCUGCUGGUCUUGUUAUUGGCUAUUAUCUUUUCAUCUAUUUUCAGCCUACAGAUGUUAAGGAUCCCGUUAUUCGUCCUUUGGUCGAACGUGACUCUGAUACUUUGCAAAGUAUGCUUCCCGAGAUACCUUUGUGGGUAAAGAACCCGGAUUUUGAUCGGGUUGAUUGGCUUAACAAGUUCAUCGAGCUCAUGUGGCCAUAUCUUGACAAGGCAAUAUGCAAGACUGCAAAGGAUAUUGCAAAGCCCAUUAUUGCUGAGCAAAUUCCCAAGUAUAAAAUUGAUGAGGUUGAGUUCGAGACUCUUACCUUAGGGUCUUUGCCACCAACAUUUCAAGGGAUGAAGGUCUAUGUUACUGACGAGAAGGAGCUGAUCAUGGAACCAUCCCUAAAAUGGGCUGGAAAUCCUAAUGUUGCCAUUGUUGCUAAAGCUUUUGGCUUAAAAGCAACUGUUCAGGUGGUGGAUUUACAAGUCUUUGCAGCACCUCGUAUUACACUAAAACCACUUGUUCCCAGCUUUCCUUGCUUUGCUAAAAUCUGUGUUUCUCUCAUGGAGAAGCCACAUGUUGAUUUUGGGCUCAAGCUUUUCGGGGCUGACCUUAUGUCAAUUCCUGGAUUGUAUAGGUUUGUCCAGGAACAAAUUAAAGAUCAAGUUGCCAACAUGUAUCUUUGGCCUAGAACUCUAGAAGUGCAAAUAUUGGAUCCAUCCAAAGCCUUGAAGAAACCGGUGGGAAUACUUCAUGUGAAGGUUUUAAAAGCAUUGAAGCUGAAAAAGAAAGAUCUCUUGGGUGCUUCUGACCCUUAUGUGAAGAUAAAGCUCACUGAAAGUAAGCUUCCAUCAAAGAAGACAACUGUAAAGCAUAAGAAUUUGAAUCCAGAAUGGAAUGAGGAAUUCAAUAUGGUCGUUAAAGAUCCGGAGUCACAAGCUGUAGAGUUCCAAGUAUAUGAUUGGGAACAGGUUGGCAAGCAUGACAAGAUGGGGAUGAACGUGGUUCCUUUGAAGGAUCUUAAGCCUGAUGAACCCAAGGUCGUUACACUUGAUCUCUUAAAGAAUAUGGAUCUUAACGAUUCUCAAAACGAGAAAUCACGAGGCCAAAUUGUGGCAGAAUUGUUAUAUAAACCUUUUAAGGAUGAAGAGAUGCCAGCUUUUGAAGAAGCCGGUGCUGUUCCAAAAGCAUCUGAAGGAACACCUGCAGGUGGCGGUGAACUUGUGGUUAGAGUUCAUGAAGCUCAAGAUGUCGAAGGAAAACAUCACACUAAUCCUUAUGUCCGAAUCCUCUUUAAAGGAGAGGAGAAGAAAACAAAGCAUAUAAAAAAGAAUCGUGAUCCAAGAUGGGAUGAAGAGUUCAAGUUCGUACUAGAGGAACCACCUGUGAAUGAUAAAUUGCACGUGGAAGUUGCUAGUGCCUCGUCCAGGAUUGGCCUACUCCAUCCUAAGGAAUCAUUGGGUUACAUCGAUAUUAGUCUUGGGGAUGUUGUGCAUAACAAAAGGAUCAACGAAAAGUACCAUCUUAUUGAUUCAAGGAACGGGAAAAUCCAAAUCGAGCUGCAGUGGAGGACUGUUUCUUGAUGCGUGGAAGCCGUAUCAUUUUCAUUGAGACAUAUAUAGAGGCAUAUGAUCUUAGAGAAAAGUUUCCUUCUUUUGGGUACUUGAAAACUGGCAUCAAAAUAAUAGUAUUUGCUUUUGUUGUAUAAACUUUGUGUACAUUAAUUAAAUAUGAGAAAAAAGAAUCAGUACUAUUUUUUUAA
Erigeron canadensis is the source of this 2007-nucleotide messenger RNA. RefSeq names its product synaptotagmin-1-like. NCBI's taxonomy places the organism in Eukaryota, Viridiplantae, Streptophyta, Magnoliopsida, Asterales, Asteraceae. The coding region runs from base 212 to 1828 and encodes 538 amino acids. Gene Ontology annotation, cellular component: endoplasmic reticulum. The transcript is spliced from 12 exons. The record is from RefSeq and is a predicted model, not a curated record. Gene Ontology annotation, molecular function: lipid binding.